Molecule: messenger RNA, 4113 nt
Organism: Thecamonas trahens ATCC 50062
Lineage: Eukaryota; Apusomonadida; Apusomonadidae
Exons: 4
Coding region: 1-3696 (1231 amino acids)
Biological process (GO): positive regulation of GTPase activity; Ras protein signal transduction
Cellular component (GO): plasma membrane
Molecular function (GO): guanyl-nucleotide exchange factor activity; calcium ion binding
Source: RefSeq, a predicted model, not a curated record
AUGCGCCACAUCGAGCAGGUGAGGUUGGCCCGUGAGCGCGAGGAGGCCCACCCGCCACCAGCCCGCCCGCGCAGCGUCAACUCGCCGCUCUUUGAGCUGGCGGAUCGCAGCUCUCCGCCCGGCACCCGCUCGACGACAACGCCAACCGGCGGUGUUGCUGCGUCCGGCGUCGCGGGCCCGAGCGGAAGCCGCGGAAGCAUAGCCGGGGCCAAGGCUGCCGAGCGGAGGCGGCGGCGGUCGCGCAGCUCGGCUCGGCGCGACUCGGCGCAGUCGGCGCGGUCGGCGCGGUCGGCGCGGUCGACACGGUCGUCGCUCCCGUCGACCGUCAUCGAGCUCGACGAGGUGUCUGCCAGUUUUGGCGACGGAUCGAGUUCCGAGGCUAGUGCUCAAGGCGAGUCGACCAGCUUGGCGCAGAGCGGCAAGCCGCGGUCGAUCGCCUCUCUCCGCGCCCGGGAGGACUCGGCAGUUCUGGACGACUCGUGGUACGAUCCACCGACGGUCAAUCGGAGGCUUAUGAGUCUCAAGCUGAGCCAAGAGCCGCGGCGCGACUCGAUGUUUCUCGGCUCGACCGAGUUUGCGACGACGUCGUCGCCCGAUGUUCGCUCCUCCAACGCAGACCUCAACAUUCAUCCACCGCGGCGGUACGCGUCGACGCUCUCAAUUGGAGGGCACGGAUUUGCGGCGACGGUCGCGCCCUCGGGCUCGCACAUGUCGAAGAGCGGGUCGAGCUCGGAGCUCGGCUCGCUGCCGUUUGCGUCGGUUCCAGUCAACUCGGUGGUGUCGGGCGAGGACCAGUCACUUGUCGACCCAUCGGGCCAUCCAGUGGUGCUCAAGUCCGCGCUGCGGGCACGGGUCGACGGCGCGCUGGACUCCGUUGCCUACCUGGUAGUGGUCUCCAUCGUCACACUCUAUGUGCUCUACAUCGACGACGCAAUUGUGGUUGCUGGCCGAGAGCACACCGACGACACCAAGCGGAUCAUCUUUGCCUUUCUUGUCCUCAAAUUCAUCGUCUUCAACUGGGCACGCCGCGAGACGUACCCGUUCUCGUUCUUCUUUUGGCUCGACAUACUUGCGCUUGUCUCGUUUGUGCCGGACUUGCUCGAGCUCUUUGCUGGCAUCACCUCGCUCGGCCUUGCCGGCUCGCUGGCAGUCUCGCGAGCCGGGCGGGCGGCGCAGGCGUCGUCGCGGGCGGUCCGCGCGUCGAAGCUCGCCAAAGCGCCUCUGGGCACGCUCAUCCAGGUGACAACUAACAAGGUUACCGUCCUCGUCCUCCUUGUCUACUUUGCCUCUCUUCUCCUCCAGGUUGAGGCGCCACUCGAGGACCACGUCAAGGCCAACAUCGAGGCGGUGGAGGCGACGAUGCUCGCAGGCAGCAGCGGUGCUGCGCUCGUGGAGUCGACCCUCAUUCCCGCGCUCAGCGCAGGCUACGGUUCGACAAAUGUGGAGCUGCUGCACAUGUGGUCGCUUGGUACACGGCUGGCCGGCUCGCAAGCUGCGGUCGACAUGCUCAACCCGGUGUACGUGGUCAAGGUUGUGUCGUCGUCGAGGAACUCGGGCGCCGAGUACUCGGUCCGGCACACUGUCCGCCUCAACGCCGGCCUCAACAUUGUGCUCAUCACGAUCCUGCUUGCUGCGCUCAUUCUCGGCUCGUACCUCAUAUCCAAGGAUGCGGACCGAUUGAUCAAGGUUGCCAUUCACAAGAUUACCCGCGCGCUCAUGGCUGUCUUUGACAACAUCUCGCGCAAGGCUGUCGAGCCGGUUCCCACCGUGUCGGGCGAAAAGGCUUCCGGUAGCGGCGAGAACUCUGAAGCCACUGUCCUGCUCAACAUGCUCAACACCAUUGGUGAGCGGGCCGGCUCAGACGCGGCGCUCGUCCGCAGGCUUCGGCAGCAGCGCGAAGAGUACCUGGUAGCUGCCAAGCGGAUGGAGAUGGAGCUCCGGCAGUGGCGGCGGACCAAGCCGACCGCUCACAUCGGGCGAGUCCCUCUGUUCUCGCGCGAGACCGAAGGCUCGGACCCGCUCUCCAGCGAGUGGAUUGUCUUUGCCGACGAGUCGACCGAGCUGUCGGGCGCAGCUAUCAACGCGGCGCUCGACGCUGUUGUUUCUGCGCUCGGCGAAGUCCCGCAGAGCGAGGCGCUGGCCAAGGUCGUGCUCUCGGGCUCGGUGCCGGGCCUUGUCGGCUGGCUCGUCUCGGACCUCCAGCCGCUACCGUUUGUUCCCCCAGGCGAGGUCCUCGACUACACAUACGUACUCAUGGUCAACUACCGGUCGUUCAUGGACCCGGCAGCGCUGCUGGAAGACCUCAUCAUGGCAUACUGCCGCGCACCACCCAAGGUCACCGCAUCGCAGCACAGGCUGAUCGAAGAAGGCAUCACGCCCGAGGAGAUGCGGCUGGUCCGCGAAAUGUUUGCAAGGUUUGAUGCCGACGGCAACGGCACGCUCUCGCGCGACGAGAUGGCCAUGGUUCUCUCCGAGCUCGAUCGUGGGUGCACGCCCGAGGAUGUCGAGACGCUGAUGACCGAGCUCGACGAGGACCAGUCGGGCGAAAUCGACUUUGACGAGUUUUUCAAUGGCCUCACCAGCCUCAUCUCCAGCCGCGAGGCGGCGCUCGAGGCGUGGAAGACUGACGUGCUGGAGCCACUCCGCCGCAGGGUUGCCCUCGUCCUCGAGUACUGGAUCACCCAGUUUACCUCGGACUUUGUCACCUCGCCCGACUUGCUCGCGCUGGCCGAGACCUUCCUCGGCCUGUUCAUGCCCGAGACCGGCAUGGAGGCCGAGGGCGACGCGCUGCUGAACCUGCUUGAUUCGGUGCUGUCGCGGGCGGCGAGCGCAAACGCAGCGCACGUCGGUGUCCGCCUCGACACCGGCCUUCCGCCCCUGCCGCGGAUGUCAGGCGGCGCGGCCGACGCACUGUUGGCGGCCGACCCGGUGGAGAUUGCGCGCCAGCUGACGCUGGUCGACGCCCGGCUGUACGGGGCCAUCCAGCGGACCGAGCUCGUCGACGGCGCGCACAUGUCCGAGAACAAGAACGUGCGCGCACCCAACGUGUCGGCGCUUGUCGCUCAGCACAAUGCAGUCUCGCGGUGGGUCGAGGCAUCGAUCCUUGCACCAACCAAGAUCAAGGAGCGGGUGGCGGUCAUCAAGCUCUUUGUCCACACCAUGGUCGCUUGCUCGCAGCUCUCCAACUUUAAUGGCGUCAUGGCCAUCUACGCCGCGCUCCAGGGCACCGCCAUCGAUCGGCUGCGCAAAACAUGGGCCAAGGUUCCCAAGGACGUCAUGUCCGAGCUCGAGGCCGUCGGCGCCCUCAUGAGCUACGAGAAGAACUUCAAGGCGUACCGCAGCCAUGUUGCGGAGCUCACCGGGCCCUCAGUCCCAUACCUCGGCAUUUACUUCAAGGACCUCAUCGGAGUCGACGAGGGCAACGAGAAGCGGACCGCGAACGGGUUCAUCAACAUGGAAAAGUGCUACCUCACCGCCUUUACCAUCUCGGAGCUCCUUCGCUGGCAGCCCGAGACCUCAGCGUAUACCUUUGUCGGCAUCGAUGAGGUCCAGGCGCUCUGGCGCGAGUUCUUUGAGCCCGCCGACCUCCGCCUCCCGCUCGGCUUUGAUGUCGAGCCCGGAUGGGUGCCGUCGCCGCCGACUGAAGAUGAUCUAUUCAAGCUCUCGCUCGAGCGCGAGCCGCGGGUUAAGCGGUGAUGCGCAUGUUGCAAGAACGGCGACACAGCUGGCUUUACUGCGGCGGCAAAAGUAACUACUCCAUCAUCUCAAUCUGCAUCGGCUCCUCUUCGUCCUUGCCCUUGCCACCGUCAGUCGGCUCGGGCUUGGGAAUGACGAGCUUGAUCGAGUUGUCGGGCGCACGAGUGGCGGUCACCGUCUCGGGGUUGACUCCGGUCGGAAGAGGGAACGAGCGCGAGAACGACGAGAACGAUGACUGCGAGCAGGUGAAGCCGUCGACCUCCUUGGUCGACGAGUGUUCGUCCGAGCCCGAAAUCGUCACGUUGCCGUCCUUGAUCGAGAGCUUGACCUUGUCACGCGGAACAGGCAGAUGCGCCACAACCUCGUAUGCUGUAUCCUUCUCGCUUACAUUAAACGAGAGCCGCGAGUGCGGCGUCG